GAGACACGAUUUCGUUAUAUGCCUUCAAUCGCUUUCGAACGGAGCAAGAGAAAAAAGGGUGCUUCAGUUUCUUCUCGAAUCUCUGGGCACAGAAAUUAGGGUUGCUGAGCGUUUUCGUUCCGAGUGGAAGAUAUGGCAACUCUUGAAGACUCUUUCCUCGCAGACCUCGACGAGUUAUCUGACAAUGAAGCAGAACUGGAGGAGUCUGAUGGUGAUGAUGCAAAAAAGGAUGAUGAAGAUAUCGACAUGGACAUGGCUGACUUAGAAACCCUUAACUACGAUGAUCUCGAUUCCGUUUCUAAGCUCCAGAAAUCUCAGAGAUAUCUUGACAUUAUGCAGAAAGUGAAAGAGGCUCUUGGAAAGGAAUCUGAUGGAGCGGAGAAAGGAACUGUACUAGAAGAUGAUCCUGAAUACAAGCUAAUCGUGGAUUGCAACCAGCUCUCAGUCGACAUUGAGAACGAGAUUGCCAUAGUCCACAACUUCAUCCGUGACAAGUACAGACUCAAGUUUCAAGAGCUUGAGUCUCUGGUGAACCACCCUAUCGAUUACGCCCGCGUUGUCAAAAAAAUAGGCAACGAGACGGAUUUAACACUCGUCAAUCUUGAAGGCCUUCUUCCCUCUGCUAUCAUCAUGGUUGUGUCAGUCACUGCCUUGACCACUAAAGGGAGCCCACUCCCAGAGGAUGUCCUGGAGAAGACUCUAGAGGCUUGCGACCGAGCUUUGGAUCUUGAUUCCGCAAGGAAGAAGGUUCUUGACUUUGUUGAAAGCAAGAUGGGGUCUAUCGCACCGAAUCUCUCCGCCAUUGUUGGGAGUGCCGUUGCAGCCAAGCUGAUGGGAACCGCUGGAGGUUUGUCAGCGCUUGCUAAAAUGCCUGCCUGUAACGUUCAAGUUCUUGGACACAAGAGGAAGAACCUUGCCGGGUUCUCUAGUGCAACGUCGCAGUCACGUGUUGGUUAUCUGGAGCAGACGGAGAUUUUCCAAAGCACGCCUCCGGCGCUUAAGAGUCGCGCCGGCAGGAUCUUGGCUGCAAAGUCUACUCUGGCAGCGAGAGUUGAUGCUACUAGAGGAGACCCAUCUGGAACAAAUGGAAAAGCUUUGAGGGAAGAGAUCCGUAAGAAGAUUGAGAAGUGGCAAGAACCUCCUCCGGCAAGGCAGCCUAAGCCACUUCCCGUUCCUGACUCCGAGCCUAAAAAAAGAAGAGGUGGUCGCCGUCUAAGGAAAAUGAAAGAAAGGUAUGCAGUGACAGACAUGAGGAAGCUUGCCAACAGGAUGGCGUUUGGUACACCCGAAGAGAGCUCUCUUGGUGAUGGAUUAGGUGAAGGAUAUGGAAUGCUUGGCCAGGCUGGGAGCAACAGGCUGCGUAUAUCCAGUGUUCCCAGCAAGCUGAAGAUUAAUCCUACCAUCGCCAAAAAGCUGAAAGAAAGAAACUAUGCAAGUGGUGCCACUACCUCUGGAUUGACUUCGAGUCUGGCUUUUACUCCUGUGCAGGGAAUAGAGCUGUGUAAUCCUCAACAGGCUUUAGGAUUAGGCAGUGGGACUCAAAGCACUUACUUUUCAGAGUCAGGGACCUUCUCUAAGCUCAAGAAAUAAACUUGUGAGAGCAAACAUUUCAAAGUGUUGAAAGAAGAUGAGGAUGUGAGUGAGACACAGUGGUGUUUAAGUGCUUUCUAUUUCUCUUCUAUGUUAUAAGUUUUCUCUACCCAAUCACUUUUGUGGCCUCUUUACGAUAAUUUAAGAUUCUGAGUAUAAGUAUAGGUUUGCUUUGGAGUUUAGUUUCACGGUUGUGAGAUAAUCUAUCUGGUGAGAAUGUACUGGUUUGCUAUGUUUUUGGUAUCCAAUGAUACUUUCAAAAUUAUAUAUUAUUGUUUUAUGAAAA
This is a messenger RNA of Raphanus sativus (radish), 1876 nucleotides long. Its product is annotated as U4/U6 small nuclear ribonucleoprotein Prp31 homolog. The coding region runs from base 133 to 1590 and encodes 485 amino acids. The record is from RefSeq and is a predicted model, not a curated record. Gene Ontology annotation, biological process: mRNA splicing, via spliceosome; spliceosomal tri-snRNP complex assembly. The transcript is spliced from 8 exons. Lineage: Eukaryota; Viridiplantae; Streptophyta; Magnoliopsida; Brassicales; Brassicaceae. Gene Ontology annotation, cellular component: U4 snRNP; precatalytic spliceosome; U4/U6 x U5 tri-snRNP complex.